AGGAAAUACGAAAUCGAGCACGCGAUGAAUGAGUUGUACAUAAGACCUAGCACCGCCAUUAUACUGACAGUAACGGAGCACAGCUUGUAGUACAAGGUAGAAUGUUCACCUGCAGAUAGCGUUUAAGCCGCGUUAAACUCUCUUGACUACACGUUGAUCUGAGGAUCCGCUGUGGUCUGAAAAGCUCUAUAAGAACUGAACGAGAAACAAGAACGUGGUCAGACUGGUAUUUUCCAGAAAUAAAAGAAGAAGCAUUUCAAGAGUGGUACACCAUGAAUUUACAAGUUAAGUUUGCGCUGAUGUGCGCGGUGUGUGUGAUGUGCGUAUUUAAAUCGUGUGAAGCUCGAUCCAAACGAAUUCGACCUGUGAUCCACAAAUCAUUGCUUGUUGUUGACGAACAAGGAAUCGAUGUAAUCACAGAUGCGUCCGAGUUGACCAAGAAUGCUAUGACCAAGUCUCGCAAACGGAUUUUUAUGGACGACCACCAUUUUAUCAAGCGGGUGGCAUUGGUUGAGUCUUUCCUAAACAAAACAUCGAAGGAAGGCGGGCCGUGGAGCAUAGAAGAGUGCGCUUUUAAAUCGACGCAAAACAAGCGGAAGGAAAACAAGCAGCUGGCUGCGCUUCACAAGAACAUACGCCGUACAUUUGGUGUGACUUGGUCCAAAAUCAAAUACAGAGAUUUACGGAGACCCCUUUACUCCGUUUUGGCCGCCAGGAUUAUCCUGGAAAUGGCUGUACCGUCAAUUCCCCGUGGUUUGAGAAAUCAAGCCAGGCUUUGGUUGGAGACCUACCAUGAAUGCGCAAAGAAACUCAGCCACCCACAAGUAUGGGAAGACACGAGGGGCAGAUUUAUACGAGUUGUGAAGAAUUCUUGUGCCAGUAACUUUCUAGAGUGUGAACAUGUCUGCCGCGAGUCAAGCAAGGGUAGAGCGAAAUGUGAGUGCCAGUAUGGCUAUACCUUGCAAAAUGACGGCGUGUCUUGUUCAGACGGAGCUUCUCGUUCUUCAAGCGGGACUAAAGCACCCUCUCCCGAGCUGGAAGUUGAAACCGGAUGUGGGAAUGGGCUUAAGUGUGAUCAUAGGUGUGUUGAAUUUGGCGGUGUCCCUCAGUGCGCAUGUCAUAAUGGUUACCAGCUGCAUAUGAAUGGUUUUACCUGUGAUGAUAUUGACGAAUGCCGGCAUUCGCCAUGUUCACAGCUGUGCAAAAAUACCCCAGGCUCAUUUUCCUGUUCGUGCCAGGCGGGUUUCAAGAUUCAGUCAGAUAAGGUUACCUGUGAAGAAGAGAAGACUAAGUGUUCAAUGAAUGAUAUCGCUUGUAUUCAGAGAUGUACCGAGUUUGGAAACUGCUCCUGUCCACCAGGUACCGCCAUGGGUCCAGAUGGCCAAACAUGUGUCGAGGUAAAUGAAUGCAGCUUAUUCAAAGGUGUUUGUCAUCAGAACUGUAUCAACACGCCCAGAGGGUACCGCUGCACAUGUUCCAAGGGAUAUGAAUUGAAUGUGAAUGGAAUUUCCUGUUCAGAUAUCGACGAAUGCGCACGAGGUAUCCAUGGCUGCCACCACAACUGUCGUAAUGUUCCUGGAUCUUACUUCUGUUCAUGUAGCAAAGGAUUCCAGCUCAGUGAUGACCUGAAGUCAUGUGUUGAUAUAAAUGAGUGUGCAUUGUACCCUGGGAUAUGCCCCCUUCCUUCGCGAUGCCGCAAUACCAUUGGAAGCCACACUUGUGAUUGUCCCAAGGGAUUUGUUAAUCACAGACACAAGAUUUGUAUCGACGAGAACGAAUGCGCAAACUCCAAUGGCGGCUGUGACCAGGUGUGUCAGAACUACCCAGGAAGUUACCGAUGCUCCUGCAAGUAUGGGUUUAUGUUACAGUCUGACAGGAAAUCAUGCAAAGAUAUCGACGAAUGUUCCAGAUAUUCGUUCCUUUGUCAGCAUAAAUGUGUUAACACGCCGGGAAGCUACAAAUGUACCUGUCCACCUGGUCUGCGGCAACCUAUAAACGGCUUUAUGUGUAUGUAGAAAUAACAGUGUUUCCUUUGUACUGUGAGUGAGAUUCUCUGACAGCCUCACCACUCACGCACUUGGGCAAAGGUUAUAUUUCCUCAUUAAUACACUGUUAAAGAACCCAAAGAUUCUGUUGGAGUAAAAACAUCCAAUUUUCAAGAUAAUGCUUUCGUCUUCAGAAGAAUAGAACAGUAAUUGAGUCAGAAUUGUUUCAAUGUAAAUUCAAGCUUAGUGCAGUAGGUAAGACCAUAAAAGAGGAUCAAAAUAUUUAUUUCAACCUAUCGAGGACUGCUGCUUGACAAAACGGCGAGAGGCUGUAUCAUGUCAACCUUUGGACUGACCUUAAACAUGAGAGUGGAUUUGACUUCGGUGGACAAACGAUGGUUACCAAGGUCCCGUGUUCAAUUCAUCAAACCUUGUCGGAAGUCAAGGAUAUUUUGACAACCUUUUUUGAUAGAGGGUACAUGAAGAAUGUAAAUAUGGAAAGUGUUUUGUCGUAUUUAAUUUACCUUGAUAGGGUGGCGAGUUUUAAGAAUUGUCUCUGUUUUAAAUCUAACAUGCAUAUUUGAGUAAAUUUCAACUAAGUGUUCAAUCCCGGAUUGUUGUAUGAUUGGCCUAAAAAACUCGCGCCACUCUUUCAACCAAUCAAAUUAAAAACUAAACCAACCGCGACUUUCCCGAGCUUCAGACUUUUUAUUAUUAUUUUCUUAACCUUUGAGAUUCUAGUAAUACUUACCUUUUUCCUGAAUGGCUGUUGCGCCUACUUUGCUUUUGGUUUUAUGACACUCAAUCGAAAAUUUUACUUAUGUCACAGAUAGUGCGAAAAAUCCAAGCUCACUUCCUAGCAUCUUUGGCAAUUUUCAUGUAGCACCAUUACAGCCAAGAUUAGUGACGAGUUUAGAGGAACAAUUAUUCGUCAGUAAUUAACACAAGUUUUGGACAAAUAACCUGUCCAAAUUACCAUCCAACUUGUUUUAAAACGUCACGAAAGGCCAGAGGACGCAACAAAGACAUAAGAUAGUUGUGUAACUUCAGUACAUGAGUAAAACUUUUUUGUUUCCUUUGGGUAAGAAGCAAAUUUUGUUUAAUAUCUAUACCUUUGUGACUUAAAAUAACAAAUUUGGAUUUUCUUGAAAGGAACCAAAUUAGCCUUUGACCAAAGGAACUGAGAUACUUCAUUGUAUACUCCAUACUUAGAUUUAACGAAAGAUCAGAUGUUAUUUGUAAGAAUGGCAAAACAAUUGGCCCCAUAAGAUAAUUUUACCCUCGAUUACAACUUUGAGAGAGGGAAAUAAUCACAAACACCCUUGCCAAAUACGGAACAUCCAAAUGUUCUUGUAACGUCCCUGCAAGUCUCGCGGGAAGGAGGAAUAGCACUUAUCUGACAGUUUAAAUUGUACAUAAAUUUAAAUAUGAAUAAAUGAUGCUUGCAAUUUAUAGGAUUUCACGUUGAGCGUAGCGAGAUAUUAAACGUUCAAUUGCAAUUUGUUUAACAAUCA
Pocillopora verrucosa is the source of this 3499-nucleotide messenger RNA. RefSeq names its product matrilin-2. Gene Ontology annotation, molecular function: calcium ion binding. NCBI's taxonomy places the organism in Eukaryota, Metazoa, Cnidaria, Anthozoa, Scleractinia, Pocilloporidae. The record is from RefSeq and is a predicted model, not a curated record.